Magnolia sinica is the source of this 1173-nucleotide messenger RNA. RefSeq lists its product as uncharacterized. Bases 1 to 1173 code for a protein of 390 amino acids. The record is from RefSeq and is a predicted model, not a curated record. The transcript has 3 exons. Gene Ontology annotation, molecular function: RNA-DNA hybrid ribonuclease activity; nucleic acid binding. NCBI's taxonomy places the organism in Eukaryota, Viridiplantae, Streptophyta, Magnoliopsida, Magnoliales, Magnoliaceae.
AUGUCAGUUCUAGAAGCCACUAAAGUGUUGAAUUUAAACAAUAGUCCAAUGCUUGGUACUGGGGAUCAGGGAGGAGGUUUGACCUCUCGGACCAUUUUUCUGGACAAGUUUCCUAAGAAAGGUGAGGAAGCCAUGCUGAUCGAUACAGACCCAUUCCCAUCUAACCUCGAGGUCAACAUGGUCACGGCUAAUCUGAGGAAUCAUCCGCAGUUGAAGGUCGAUCUUGGCCGGAGUAAUCAAGGAAAGGGGUCUGAGUUUGUUUUGGAGGCAAAAUACCAGCUGACCUUCGAUAGAUUCAAGAAGUAUAUGAUGAGGUCACCAGUUCUAAUGCCGCUGAUCGAAGGUCGACCGCUCAAGCUUUAUAUGGCGGCCUCUUCAGAGUCGGUGGGAUCUCUCCUAACCCUGGAUGAUGUUAUAUGGAAGGAACACGUGGUCUACUAUUUAAUCCAGACACUUCUUGACACUGAUAGACAAUACUCUGCUAUUGAGAAGUUGUACUUAUCAUUGUAUUUUGCGGCCACUAAAUUAAGACAUUAUUUGUUGGUUGAGAGACUAAAUAUAAUAACGGUAACUGAUUUGGUGAAAUACAUGUUGAAUUGGCCAAUUAUAAAUGGCCGAAUUGGAAAAUGGGUACUAGCUUUGUUUGAAUUUGACCUUUGUUACAUUCCACAGAAGGCAGUGAAAGGUCGAGCCAUAGCUAAUUUUUUGGCCGAUCACCCCUCUGAUUUGGUAGAACAAAUUCCUCUAGAGAUCUUGGAUCUAUAUUAUGUGCAAUUAACACCAUGGAAAUUGAUCUUCGAUAGGUCAAGAACACAUACUGCAUCAGGGGUUGGUAUAAUCUUGAUCGCUCCGAAUGGAAAUGGGCAGGAAUUUGCAUUCCAAUUGGAGUUUAACUGCACCAAUAACCAGGCCGAGUAUGAGGCCAUGAUAGUCAGCCUAAAAUUAUUGGUGGAAUUAGGUGCAAGGAUUAUGAUAGUUAUAAGUGAUUCACAAUUAGUGAUCAAUCAAAUGGCAGGAUUGUUCAAGUGUAGUAGUAUAACUUUGUUGCCAUAUUAUGCCUUAGCGACCCAAAUGUUGGAUCAAUUUGAAGAAGUGGAGUUGCUACAUGUGACUAGGGAGCAUAACAUGGAUGCCAAUGAAAUUGCACAACUCUCUAGGGAGCUCGAUGCCUAG